GAGCUACGCUCGUAAGCUGGUGCGGAGCAGCAGGAUCUCACUGUGCUUCUUCACGGAGAACAGAAACCAAGGCUCUUGAAUUUACUUUCUUCAUCUAUUAACAGCAAUUACGAACAUUAAAAGAGAUGGGAACAAACCAAGCUGUGCUAAUAAUUUUGUAUGUGUUCAUGACUGUUAAAGCUUUUGAAAUGGAGAUUAUACCUGCUAACAGAAUUGUUAAACAGAUUGGAGAAACACUCAGACUCACAUGCAAUACUACUGGCUGUGCAUUGCCAAGUUUUUCCUGGAGAACUCAGAUGGACAACCCCCUAGGAGGAACAGUGAAUAACUAUAGGACACACUCUACCUUGACUAUGAAUCCAGUUAGCACUGUGAAUUCUCAUGACUAUGUAUGUACUGUCUUCUGUGGUGAGAAAGAGAAAAAAGAGAAGAGUGUAAAAGUUGAAAUUUACUCUUUUCCCAGAGAUCCUGUCAUUGAGAUCAGCCCAUCCUUAGCUGUUGAAGAGCCAGUCACUGUCACCUGUAAAAUUCUGGAUGUGUAUCCUUCUCAUUACCUGGAAGUACUCCUAAAGAAAGAGGAUCAUGUUUUUCAUGAGAAAAACUUUUAUGAAGAUGAAAGCACAAAUACAGAGAACAAAACUGUCACAUAUUCAUUUAAUCCCACAGCUGAAGAUAUAGGGAAAGAGAUUACCUGUGUGGCCAAGUUACCAAUUCCAAAUAUGGACUUUGAACCCAAAGAAAGAGUAACUUCUGAGAAACUGACUGCAAACUUUGGCCCACAAAAUACUGUCAUUACUGCAUCUCCAAGCAACUGGCCAAUGGAAGGAGACACUCUAAACCUCACUUGUGUGACUGAGAGUAAUCCACCAGCACAAAUAGUUUGGAGAAAAUACCCAGCUGAUGAAAGCAUUCAGCUUCUGACAAAAAACAAUGUCCUUUCUAUUCCUGAUGCCCAUAUCAAUGAUUCAGGACUGUACAUCUGUGAAGUGACUAAUCUGGUAACAAAUAAAACAGAGAAAGCAACCGUGGACAUUGUUAUACAAGGUGCUCCAGAUAUUACAGAACUCUCCAUUGAACCUUCUACCACAGUUCGAGAAGGAGAAAAUGUUUCCAUACGAUGUUCUGCUGAGGGUAACCCUUCUCCAAGGAUUAUUUUAAGGAGAAAAUCUGAUGGUGCAGACAUGGAGCUUUACAGCAAGGGGAGAAUUCUCCUUCCAUCUGUGACAUUCCUAAAUGGAGGAGACUAUGAAUGUGUAGCAGAAAAUAAGUUUGGGAAAAGUAGAAGUGAAGUAACACUUAACGUGGAAUAUGGACCAAAGGAUACAAUGAUCUCUGUUAUCCCUGCCACUGCUGUUAAAGAAGGAGAAACUGUGAUAAUGAAGUGUACUAGUUCUGGCAAUCCAGCUCCAGUGAUCUCUUGGAAGAAAAAGGCUACUGGGGAGCCUGAGAAAAUCUAUACAGAUGCAACUUUAACCAUAAUGAAUAUAAAAAGUCAAGAUCUGGGGCUUUAUGUAUGCGAAGCUUAUAACCAAUUUGGCAAAGAAGAAGAGGAUGUGGAAUUACUUGUUCAAGAAAGAUUGGAAAAAACAGAUCAAAUGAUCCCACUGAUUAUUGCAUUUUCCUCUGUGACAGCAGUUGCAGUACCUGCAGUUGCAAUUUUGAUCUACGUGUCAAGAAAAGCAAAGAUAAAUGGAUCCUACAGUCUUGUAAAAGCACUCAGGCUGAAAGUGUGAUCCCAAGAAUAGAAGUCUAAGUUCCUAAUCAGCAAUGUUAUUUAUUGUUGUGAAUGGUUCUACUUUUCUAUGACAUACAGUAACAAACAAAUGGCUUAAGAACACCACCACAUGAUAGCAAAUGGAUUGUUUUCCUGUUUUGAUACAUAUUUUGGUAUUUCAAUUAAAGGAAAAACAGGCGUCCUAUCCUAGAAUUGGGUAAAUCACUUCUGUGUUGAAGCAUGCUGAACAAAGAGUUCCUUGGAGAACUAGGUUUGUACAUAUUGUAUCAUUUGUGUUGUAAAUAUGUUCAACUGACUGUCACUUCGUAAAAUUAGUCUUACUGCAACUGUACAGGGAAAUGUUAAGUCAAAGAUAUAAAUCAACAUUACUUGAGCUGAUCAAAUGAUAAUAUUUUAUUUUGUAUUACCUACAGAGUGAAUGUUUUUAAUACAACUUGUCUGCUUGUGG
This is a messenger RNA of Melopsittacus undulatus (budgerigar), 2183 nucleotides long. It is a transcript of the gene VCAM1, whose product is annotated as vascular cell adhesion molecule 1. Gene Ontology annotation, molecular function: integrin binding. The coding region runs from base 126 to 1733 and encodes 535 amino acids. Gene Ontology annotation, cellular component: plasma membrane. The record is from RefSeq and is a predicted model, not a curated record. Lineage: Eukaryota; Metazoa; Chordata; Aves; Psittaciformes; Psittaculidae. The transcript is spliced from 7 exons. Gene Ontology annotation, biological process: cell-cell adhesion.